Molecule: messenger RNA, 708 nt
Organism: Fusarium coffeatum
Lineage: Eukaryota; Fungi; Ascomycota; Sordariomycetes; Hypocreales; Nectriaceae
Exons: 1
Coding region: 1-708 (235 amino acids)
Source: RefSeq, a predicted model, not a curated record
AUGUCACAUUCAAGAGGUCCACCACUACCCGGUUCUGUACAUGGUUCUUCUCUACAAGCUCAGCUAGAAAGCGAGGGCGCUAGAAUCGGCCGCAACAACAACCGUCCUCUAAUCGAGCACAUCAUCAGCCAGUCAACCCCCGGCUAUGUUACAAGAGUCGUCUGGCUUCAAGAGUACAGCAUUAUUGAACACGAGUAUCUACUGCUCUGCGUCAAGACGUACGACGGAAGACUAUCUUGGAUGCGCGUGGAACGCACGGGCGAUUUACCAGAAGGGGCCGAUGCUGCCAAGGCCAUGACAGACCAGGCACAAUUGAUUGUGACCAUCGCACCGUCUCGAGAGAAGCUUGUUUGCGGCGACAAGAUUCUUGCUGAGGCUGACUUGGACUUGAACAAGGCACGCCUGAGCGAUGUCGCCAGACUUAUACUGACAGUUCACAAAGAGGAACCUCAGUAUCAGAUUCAGUGGCACAACUGCUGGUGGCUAGCUCGGGUCAUUAUGCAGGUUCUUUCGGGGACUUAUAUGAACAGCAAUAAGAAGCUGAAGAAGAAGGUCACGAAACAAAUCGAUGCUUCGCACCAGAAACAUGUCUUUGGUAUGAGUGCCGGUGGGCCUUUUGCAGGAUUGGGGCAGUGGGCGACUCAUGCGCACUUCAAUCGAAGGACGAAAAGGAUCGUUGCCAGUUUUAAUGAGCAGGUGACUAUUUAG